UUCCUGUGGUCAAUAUUAUUGGAGCAGAACCAACAUGGCGGACGAAAUGCGAGCUGAGCUGCUAUAAGGAAUCGCAUACUUAAACGACCAAGAUUUCAUGAUUAUCCUUCACAGAACGUAAUAACUAGUAUCACUAUGGAGGGCUUGUCUCUAUGCUACAAGAAACUUCGAAAAGUCUACACGGUUCUACAAGAACUAAAGACGAAAGUCGAAAAAGUCCAUACUGAUUCUUGCGUCCAGGCUAACUCGUUAGCUAAUUUACUCGAGCAGCUUGCAGCUUGUGAUAAGGUGUCUUUCCAUAAAGAGCCACUGGUUGAAAUGAUCGAUCUCAAGCCAAAACUAAGAUACAAACUCGUUAAGGCUGUAGAGUCUUUGUUGAUCAAACUGCGAAACGAUUUAUCAACUCUUAAAGAUGUAUCAAGGAAGAUAUCAGAGUGCAGGAAGACUUCUUUUGAUGUUUAUACCCAACAUGCUACCCAAGGGACAUUAAGUCUUGAGGACACGUUACAAGGAAGCCCAACAUGUCCAUCACUCACCGAACUGUUAGAAUGGUUGUCAGAAAUUGACAGCUCCUAUGCUCAACUAUAUGAAGAAAAAUUAGAAAUUAUUGAAAGCAUAUCGUAUGAAGAACCUACAAAAUCACAAGAAGCAUUAAGAAGAUGGAAAUCCCUUGCUCUUUUAUCGAGAAAUAAGAUUUUUGCAGAUCAAAUACCAAUCUUCCUGGCAACUCAUGAUGGUAGUUGACAACACACUCUAAUAUAGUCUAUUGUAGUUCAUUAAAGAUAAUAUUUAUGGAGCUGUAGAAAAAUGACACUAUUAUUAUAUUGGCAUCCUGCUAGGGUUAUAACCCCAACUUGGUUAGGGUUUGCGCUAGGGUUAUAAGCCCAACUUGGGUGGGGUUUACCCCAGGUUUAUGACCCUGACUUGGGUAGGGUUAGUGGUAGGAUUUGGUUAGGGGGAUUUUCAGAAAUAUUGUCUGAUUAUGCAUAUUUGCGGAUGUAACAACGUUUAUUUAUAGACAAUGCACGGUAAAGCCUAAUGUAUAACCAUCGUACAUGUGACAUUCCCUUGAGCAUUAUCGCUUGCUUUCUUCCAAAAAAAAAUUUUCUAUCAGUUUUCUCAAGCAUUUGAUAUAUGUUACAAAUAGUAUAUAUAUUAUUAUUAUUGAUAUUAUUAUUCAGUGAUUAGUUAUUAGUUUAUUUUCGUGUGACGCUUCAGAAAAUACAUGAAUAUAGAUGAGACUCAAACACAGGAUUGUUCUCUCACGGGUAUGACACGUGGUCUGAAAUUUAACUAGUGACCAGUGAUUUGGCUCUCACUAGGCUAUGCAUUCUUCCCUGAUAGUUCCCAUGCACAGCGCAAAUUAUUUUGUGUAAGAGUAUCACUCUCAUAAAACAAGGAGAUAAUUGCUUUGUUUAAAACCGAAAGACCGUUCAAUAAAAAAGUUACAGAAUUCA
Molecule: messenger RNA, 1457 nt
Organism: Actinia tenebrosa (Australian red waratah sea anemone)
Lineage: Eukaryota; Metazoa; Cnidaria; Anthozoa; Actiniaria; Actiniidae
Product: AFG2-interacting ribosome maturation factor
Cellular component (GO): cytoplasm; nucleus
Source: RefSeq, a predicted model, not a curated record